Molecule: messenger RNA, 4700 nt
Organism: Corythoichthys intestinalis (scribbled pipefish)
Lineage: Eukaryota; Metazoa; Chordata; Actinopteri; Syngnathiformes; Syngnathidae
Gene: musk
Product: muscle, skeletal, receptor tyrosine kinase
Exons: 17
Coding region: 82-2970 (962 amino acids)
Biological process (GO): protein phosphorylation; positive regulation of kinase activity; multicellular organism development
Cellular component (GO): plasma membrane; signaling receptor complex
Molecular function (GO): Wnt-protein binding; ATP binding; transmembrane receptor protein tyrosine kinase activity
Source: RefSeq, a predicted model, not a curated record
AGUAACGAGAAGGUAUGAGACUAUAAACACAGUCUAUGGAGCAGAAGAAACUGGACUGAAGUGGCUCAUUUUUGGGCCAAAAUGAAGACUAUUGGACUCAUUUCAGUCAUACAGAUCCUCUCGUUGGCCAGCUUGAGUAAUGGCAUACAGAGAGCACCUCGUAUUAUCACAUUAUUGGAGACAGUAGACGUACGACUGGAUCACAAUGCAACCUUCAUAUGUGAGGUAGAAUCCCGACCUUCAGCAGACAUUACAUGGAUCAAGAAUAACCAACCUAUCAUGUACUAUGACUCCCGGUACCUUACUCGGGAGCAGGGACAAAUUCUUAUAAUUCCCCAUGUAAGAGAAAAUGACAACGGGGAGUACUGCUGCCUCGCCAGUAACGGUAUUGGAAAGCCAGCCAAAAGUUGUGGAGCACUGCAGUUAAAAAUGAAACCACAAAUCAAGCGGCAUCCAACAAAUGUGACUCUUUUGGUGGAGUCCAAAGCAGUAUUGCCAUGCAUUACCCUUGGUAACCCAAAACCAGACAUUACAUGGCUGAAAGAUGAUGAGCUUAUUAAGGUCAGUGACCGUGUUAAUAUUCUGGACUAUGGCGCACUGAAGAUCAAUUAUAUUCAGAAGGAAGAUGCUGGACAGUAUCGAUGUGUCGCUAAGAAUAGCUUUGGUUUGGCAUUUUCUAAACCUGCCACCAUUGAAGUACAAGCUCCAGCACGAAUCCUGAGAGUUCCCAAGGAGAAGCGAGUAGUGUAUGGGAGCCAAAUAUCUCUGGAGUGUAAUGCCACUGGAAAUCCAAUUCCCACUGUCACCUGGUUAGAAAAUGGGAAUACUAUCUCGGGUGCAUCAAUUGAUGAGACCUUGGUGGGAGAAGUGGUUUUGUCGGUUCUUAAGGUCACAGUGAAUAAACCAGCUCUUUAUACAUGUCUGGCCUCUAAUAGACACAGUGCAGGAGCUAACACUGUCAAAGCAACGGCUAGAGUGACCGUCGCAGAAUGGAGACUGUACAAGGGAGUUGGAGGCUUCUGUAGUGCGUAUCGUGGAGAUGUGUGCCGCACAAUUUUACAUGAAGAUUCAUUGGUUUUCUUCAACACAUCCAUCUCUGAUCCGGAGGACAUGCAGGAGUACCUGGUUCAGAGCUGGUGGACGGAGUUCGACGGACUCAGUAAACUAUGUGGCCCUGCAGUGCAUUCACUCCUGUGUCAUACCUCCUUCCCUGAUUGUAAUCCGUCAGGAUUGGGACCUGCACCUAAACCUGUCUGCAGGGAGCAUUGCCUUGCGGUGAAGGAACUGUAUUGUCAGAAAGAAUGGUUGAUACUUGACGGUAGCAUGUCCAUCCAGCCUGAACCCAACAGUUCAGCCACAAACUCCAACAUACCCCGUUUGUCAUUGCCCAAAUGUCAAACUUUGCCAAGUCUCCAUUCAGACCCUGACGGUUGUACUCGUGUCCCUUUUGUGGACAUCAAGUCAGAUCAAAUGACAACAACAUGUUACACUGACAGAGGACGUUUUUACCAAGGCAACAUUAACGUGACAAGGUCAGGGAUACCGUGUCAACCAUGGGACCAACAGGUUCCUCACAAGCACCGCUUAUCUGUGGAUGCCAUUCCGGAGUUAAAAAAUUCUGAUAACAGCUGUAGAAACCCAGCAGGAAUCAGCGACAAGCCAUGGUGCUACACCUCAAAUCCCAACAUACGCUGGGAGUACUGUGCUGUACCGCAGUGUGGGGAAGUACGCUUAGGAACAGGCUUUGUUUCAGUGGUUAAACAAGAGCCAACAGGCCCUCGUCAUCUCCCUCCAACAACAGCAUCAUCACCAGCAUACUCCAUGUCUGUCAUUGUUAUCAUUCUGACUGUACUUGCUUCUACGGUCUUCAUCACCAUUGUGAUCCUUGCAUGCCGGCGCCGAAGAAAACAAUGGAGACAGCACAAACGGGAAAUGGAGACCCCAACAAUGACAGCUCUCCCUUCAGAGCUCCUGCUGGAUCGAUUGCACCCAAAUCCAAUGUACCAACGUGUUCCUUUGCUUCUGAACUCCAAGCUGCUGGCUUUAGAAUACCCCAGGAAUAAUAUUCAGUAUGUCCGGGAUAUUGGAGAGGGAGCCUUUGGAAGAGUUUUUCAAGCCAGAGCCCCAGGCUUGCUUCCGAUGGAAACUUUCACAAUGGUGGCUGUGAAGAUGCUAAAGGAAGAAGCCUCAACAGACAUGCAGAAUGAUUUCCAGAGAGAGGCCGCACUCAUGGCUGAAUUUGACCAUACCAAUAUUGUUCGACUCCUGGGUGUCUGUGCAGUGGGUAAACCCAUGUGCCUCAUGUUUGAAUACAUGGCCAAUGGCGACCUCAAUGAGUACCUGCGGCGUCGAUCUCUGACACAGUCCGUGCGGACACUAAGUCGUGCGAGCCUAUCCAUUCGCAGUUUUUCUUCAGAGAUUGAAGCUGGGCAACUCUCUUGCCCCGAGCAAUUGUCAAUGUCCACACAGAUUGCCGCAGGUAUGGCCUACUUGUCAGAGCGCAAGUUUGUUCAUCGCGACCUUGCAACAAGAAAUUGCCUGGUUGGAGAGGAAAUGGUGGUCAAGAUUGCAGAUUUUGGCCUCUCUAGGAAUAUAUACUCAGCAGAUUACUAUAAAGCCAACGAGAAUGAUGCCAUACCAAUCCGCUGGAUGCCUCCAGAGUCUAUUUUCUACAACCGUUACACCACUGAAUCUGAUGUCUGGGCCUAUGGUGUGGUGUUAUGGGAAAUCUUCUCCCAUGGCAUGCAGCCAUAUUAUGGCAUGGGACAUGAGGAAGUUAUUUACUAUGUCAGGGAUGGUCAUAUUCUUUCCUGUCCUGAGAAUUGCCCUCUGGACUUAUAUAAUCUAAUGAGGCUUUGUUGGAGCACACACCCAUCUGAUCGGCCUAAAUUCAGCAGUAUACAUCGAAUUCUGGAGAGAAUGCAUCAAAAUAUGCAGAGCCCAAAUGCUGAUAAUGAGGUUGAAUGUUAACUUUUUAUAUUUACAACAAACCAUUACGAUGUGUCAAAAUUUCCAACCAAGAAACAUAGCUACUUAUUGUGAAGUAUAUGAACAAGACUGGUGGUGCAGACACUGUAAACAUCUUCUUAAUUCUGACUUCCCUGAGGUUUUUGAAAAAAAGAAAAAAAAAAAUCAACAUUGAUUUUGCUUCUGUGAUGCUUGGACAGUCAGCAUGUCUUUAUUUGUGAGAAUAUAGAUGAUGUUAACUAAAGAGGGAUAACGCUGCAAAAAUUCGACAAUUUCCAACCUGAUGAAGGUUCUACCUUUUGGGUGUUGCUGUUGCUGUUUUGUUGCUCAAAAUUAGUUGGACUUGAGUUAGAAUUAGAACUGAGCAAAUCUGUUGGAACAGCACGUUUUACCGCUCUUAAGUCCCUUUCACAAACAUAUCCUGGUAAAUUCCCGUGUAAGGUGACGCGGGAUUUACUCGCGUCAUUGCUUUCGCGCAUGUAGAGAUAUCCCGGGAAUUAUGUGUGUUGGACAGUUACACAGACUUGUCCGUGUUGCCCACUGGUGCUCUCUGCGCGGGGAGGGCUGAUGGCAUGAUUUUAUAACCCGGACAUUACCUCAUUUUUAGUCGGCAUCGACAGUCACAAUGCUGGUUAAAUCGUAUUUUGUUAAAGAGCCAGUUGUGGGAGCGUUCUACUGUCACGGACCUAUUGUGUUAUUCCCCCUUGUUUGUAUUUUUAAAAAACCCUUGAACGUUUCCCUCCAUUGUUUUAUGCUUUGAGGUACAACCUUGUUUCCGCACUUGCGGACCCUAACAUCUGCACCAAAAUAAACCACACAUUUUCAAAGAUGAACGAUGGACUCUCUUCCUCGGCUCUACGAUCCAGUAGCGAUUGAAUUUCAUUAUGUUUUUAGUUUAAUUUAGCUAUUUCCAGCUUGCAAUGUUGAUAAUUGCCAUGUUUGUUUACUGCUUUUCGUUUAACUGCAGUGACAAUCGGCAUGCCAUGAUACUUACGUCAUCAGCCAUCGUGCUGUGACCCGUGAAUUUAACGUUUGUUUUCUCAUACGCCUCGUCCCGGGACUUUCCCGGACAUUAUACUAAGACGCUACCCGUGAAAUGUCCGCGUAAUCUCCGUGUCAGUCGACCUGGUAAAUUGCUUGCACAUACAAGGGCUGCCCGUUUAAAUCCUGGGAUUUUAACGGUGUUUCGGCGUUUGUGAAUGGGGGCUUUAGAAAUAGCAUGCAUAACAUCAAAAUCAGGCAUUGAUUUUUAAAUUGUUGCAGGCCAAACUUUAACCUUCUAAUGUUCAACCUACAUAACAUAUAGUGGCACAGAUUCACUUUACUUCCUGCUAUUUUAUGUUAAAGUGUGAGUAAGUAAUAAUCAUAAGUGUAAUUCCAUUUUGGAUAUUUAUGAUUAUAUUUAUUAUUUAUUUUUCUGUGUUUGACUCAUGUAUUAUCAUACAAAAGAUUUUGGCCGCGGUUAUUGCAGUACUUAACACACACAAGACUUGUAUUCUUUCAUUCAUCUUCCGUUCCGCUUAUCUUCUCAAGGGUUGUGGGGUUUUGGGACCUAUCCCAGCUAACUAACCUACUACUAUAGUACCUGAAUUAUUCUCAAUGAAAAUGAAAAUAUUUAUGUUGUUUCAUUGUUUUUCCUUCUGAAAAAUUUGAACCUAAUUUUAUUUGGGAUUAUAUUUAAUUUAUGAAUUUUACAUAUUAAGAUUCUCACCCUCUGGCCGACUGUAUGUGUA